Molecule: messenger RNA, 1176 nt
Organism: Thelazia callipaeda (thelaziosis nematode)
Lineage: Eukaryota; Metazoa; Nematoda; Chromadorea; Rhabditida; Thelaziidae
Source: the annotation of a GenBank genome assembly
AUGAAUCGAAUAGAAAAAUUCGCGUGCGAUACUUUGCCGAGUACAUAUACAAAGAAUUCUUAUGUUACUCCAGUGGAUGCAUUACAUCUCAGCCAACAAUGGAAGAUUGAAAACUUUGCUACUCUGGUGAAACUUGCUUUGCCGGGAAACUGUUUGCGAACUGGAUUAUUUCGCCAUCCUCAACUUCCAGAAGCUUACUGGCAACUAUGUUUAUAUCCUGGAGGAAAACGGGCAGAAAAUGCAAAUAAUGUUUCGUUGUUUUUAAAAAUGUCGUCCACAUCACCAACUAAAGAGGUACGCAUUAAAGUAGAAUAUCGAUUUCAUUUUCUCAAUGACAAAGAAGUUGCGCUGUUUAGCAAUGUCAAUGUUGGCGAAUUCCAUGCGAAACCGCCAAAAGGCGGUCAUUCUUGGGGUCUGCGUAAUAUUCCAAAACAAAAGAUUUUGAAUUGCGUAAGAGAUGAUGGUUCAUUAGUUAUAUCUUGUCACAUUGAAUUGUUGCCGGACAUCAGUCGCACUCAUUGUUAUAAUUCGUGGAAACUGUUACAUACUAAUACACGGACGGUAAAUGGUGACUUUAUUCAACGACAGUUAGCGGCAUUUGAUAAUGGUUUUAUGGCUGAUUGCGUUUUGGAAUGUUCUGGUAAACAAAUUCCAGUCAACAAAUUCGUUCUGUCAGCCCAUUCUGAAGUAUUCAAAGCAAUGUUUUCAUAUGAUCAACUAGUAGAAAGUACUGAAAGAAGAGUUGUGAUCGAAGAUGCCGAAUAUGAAGCUGUUAGAUGUAUGUUGCGUUAUAUGUACACAGGAGAGAUGGAUGAUAUGGAUAUGGAUGCCGACUUAGCGAGUGUACUAACGCUUGCAGAGAGAUACCAGAUUGAUGAUCUUAAGCAAAUAUGUGAACGAAAGCUUUGUGCUCAAAUCGAUAAAUGCAACUUUGGAGAGAUGCUUUAUUUGGCUGAUCUUUAUAACUGCAAGAUACUUCGAAAAGCCGUAAUUGACCUGCUACGCACUAACAGUUCGGUGUUUUCAUCGAAAGCUUGGCGACUCCUUAAAGAGACAAAUCCGCAUCUCGUGACGGAUGUAAUGGAAAAAGCAGUAUUUGGCGAAGGAUCACCACCACUCAAACGACAACGUCACCAAAGAGCACAUCACUCACUGCAUUCAGACGACUCGUCCUGA